Molecule: messenger RNA, 1859 nt
Organism: Gastrolobium bilobum
Lineage: Eukaryota; Viridiplantae; Streptophyta; Magnoliopsida; Fabales; Fabaceae
Product: homogentisate 1,2-dioxygenase
Exons: 9
Coding region: 198-1562 (454 amino acids)
Biological process (GO): L-phenylalanine catabolic process
Cellular component (GO): cytoplasm
Molecular function (GO): homogentisate 1,2-dioxygenase activity
Source: RefSeq, a predicted model, not a curated record
GCCCUCGUUCUUUAAACACGUUCGGACAACAUUAUGAAUGUUAUCAUAUUUAUUUAUUUAUUUUCUCAACCAAAAACCUUAGCUCAUUCCCGAGUUUCAACGCAAUUCGCUUGGCUUCACUCUCUCUCUCUCUGUCUCUUAUUGUGGGUUAUUACUAUCUUGUCUUCCCUCUCUCUGUUAUUUAAUUUCCAUAAAUCAUGGACAACGCCGGCGGUGACUUUGACUAUCUUUCCGGCUUCGGAAACCACUUCUCCUCCGAGGCCCUCGCCGGAGCUCUCCCGCCGGCGCAGAAUAGCCCCCUCAUCUGCCCCUAUGGUCUCUACGCCGAGCAAAUUUCUGGCACCUCCUUUACCACCCCUCGCAACCUCAACCUCUUCAGUUGGUUUUAUCGGAUCAAACCUUCGGUGACGCACGAACCGUUCAAGCCUCGGGUUCCUUCUUCUGAUGGAAGAAUUUUGAGUGAGUUCAACCAGUCCAAUAGUUCUGCUAACCCAACUCAGCUUCGAUGGAAGCCCAUGGAUAUACCCGAUUCACCUAUGGAUUUCAUUGAUGGGUUAUUCACAAUUUGUGGUUCUGGCAGCUCCUUCUUGCGCCAUGGAUAUGCUAUUCACAUGUACACUGCCAACAAAUCAAUGGACAAUUGUGCCUUUUGCAAUGCUGAUGGUGACUUCUUGAUAGUUCCCCAACAAGGAAGACUCCUCAUCACUACUGAAUGUGGAAGAUUGAAAGUUUCCCCUGGUGAAAUUGCUAUAUUACCUCAAGGUUUUCGUUUUAAUGUGAAUCUGUCUGAUGGUCCGUCCCGUGGUUAUGUUGCUGAAAUUUUUGGUACUCAUUUUCAACUACCUGAUCUGGGACCAAUAGGUGCUAAUGGUCUUGCUGCCCCGAGGGAUUUCCUUUAUCCUACUGCAUGGUUUGAGGAUAAAUCAUAUCCUGGGUAUGUUAUAGUGCAGAAGUUUGGUGGUGAACUGUUUGCUGCAGUACAAGAUUUCUCUCCUUUCAAUGUUGUUGCUUGGCGUGGUAAUUAUGUUCCAUACAAGUAUGAUCUAAGCAAAUUCUGCCCUUACAAUACUGUUCUGUUCGAUCAUAGUGAUCCAUCAAUCAAUACUGUGUUGACAGCACCAACUGAUAAACCUGGAGUGGCAUUGCUUGAUUUUGUCAUUUUCCCACCCAGAUGGUUGGUUGCUGAGCAUACGUUCCGGCCUCCAUAUUAUCAUCGCAAUUGCAUGAGUGAAUUUAUGGGCCUCAUUCAUGGUGGCUAUGAGGCUAAGGCGGAUGGGUUUCUUCCAGGUGGUGCAAGUCUUCAUAACUGUAUGACUCCCCAUGGCCCUGAUACAAAGUCAUAUGAGGCAACCAUUGCACGUGGCAAUGAUGUAGGACCUCACAAGAUCACUGACACAAUGGCUUUUAUGUUUGAAUCGAGUUUGAUACCCCGUAUCAGUCGAUGGGCUCUCGAAUCACCAUUCUUGGAUCAUGAUUAUUACCAAUGUUGGAUUGGCCUUAGAUCUCAUUUUACAAUUACUGAGGCAUCUCCUGAAAACCCAACUUUGCAUAAUGGACAGUGAGGAGGUGUUGGCGACACAAGCACAAUUAGAACGUGAAAAUCUUUGAUUUUGUACAUUAAAAUAAAUGUAAUUAAAACAAAAUGCAAUAUGGGUGUUAAAAGUCAAUAUAAUAUAAACAAAUGGGUAUAGUUCAGUUAGCAAUACAAGCUAAGUGAGUGGGAAGGGUUGAUUUUCAUUAAAUACAUCUUUGAGGUGGAGUGGGGUGAUAAGUUUUAGAUGUGAUUAGAAUUGGUAUAAAAAAUAUAUAUAAUAUAUCAAUAACAUAAGCUAUUAAGAUUGGCUAUUGGUGAAUCAUAU